ACUUUGGAGUUGACGACGUGCGCGUUACAAACUUGGCCAACAGCUAACAGCUAAAAGCGAGAAGACGUUUUUUAAGCGAACGAACUGAACGAACGAGCGACGGAAAUGAAGUUGGCUAAGAAGUGCUCCACCUACUUGGUGAUAUGCCUGGUGCUGCUGGCUUGUUGCAUGCCGGAAACGGAGGCCACGCGACGCGUGAACCGCGGUCGUCGCACCCUCACCCGCAGAUACUUCAGCGGCCUUGCCAUUCCCGGCUGGGCGCUGAUAGUGUGCAUUGCCCUAGCGGAGCUACUGAUUGGCGGUGCCCUGUACUUCAUCCUAAAGAAAGUGAUCCUGGACAAGGAGCCCGACGACAAGGGCGCUACGUACACGCCCGCCCCCACCACUUACACUCCAGCUCAGACCCAUGACCCGGAGACCGUGACUCCCACGCCCGCUCAAGUGACACCAACGCCCACACACGCCACUGCAAUCGCCUAAUCGCCAUCGGACACUCGCCAUCCGGAAGUGUCAUCCAUAGCUAAUAGUUCUAUUCAAUCCAAUAUAAUCCAGUUCAAAUGCCACCAUAAACAUAGCCAUUUAUAGCCAUUUAAUUAAUGCACAGCGGCUGUAAGUUCUGUGCCCUUUGUUUGCCUUCAUUUUCGAAUAAAAACAUUUGCUGCCAAUGUGGCGCCGACCUAA
Messenger RNA from Drosophila bipectinata, 681 nucleotides. RefSeq names its product hoka (gene hoka). Lineage: Eukaryota; Metazoa; Arthropoda; Insecta; Diptera; Drosophilidae. The record is from RefSeq and is a predicted model, not a curated record.